This is a messenger RNA of Aspergillus wentii DTO 134E9, 267 nucleotides long. RefSeq lists its product as uncharacterized. The record is from RefSeq and is a predicted model, not a curated record. The transcript is spliced from 3 exons. Lineage: Eukaryota; Fungi; Ascomycota; Eurotiomycetes; Eurotiales; Aspergillaceae. Bases 1 to 267 code for a protein of 88 amino acids.
AUGGACAAACUCUCCGGUCUCGCCUCCAAGCUCGGCGGCAGCAAAGGCUCCAGCGAGCAAUCCGGCAGCAGCGGCAGCGGCAGCGGUGGCGGCUCCGGCCAGAAGGAUUACCUCGACAAGGCCCUUGACGCAGCAGAGCGCAAGUUUGGCGGUGGCAAGGUCGACCCUGAAAAGAUGCGCGGAACAAACGAGAAGAUCACCGACGGUGCGCGUGAGCAGUUUGAGAAAUUCACUGGAAAGAAAGUGCCCGAAAAGUUCUCCAACUAG